Nasonia vitripennis (jewel wasp) is the source of this 479-nucleotide messenger RNA. Its product is annotated as histone H2A-like. The transcript has a single exon. Gene Ontology annotation, cellular component: nucleosome. Gene Ontology annotation, molecular function: protein heterodimerization activity; DNA binding; structural constituent of chromatin. Bases 69 to 446 code for a protein of 125 amino acids. NCBI's taxonomy places the organism in Eukaryota, Metazoa, Arthropoda, Insecta, Hymenoptera, Pteromalidae. The record is from RefSeq and is a predicted model, not a curated record.
GUAAAAUAUUUUAUGUCCGUCGCUUUGGUUUCGUCUGCUAACCAAGUUCUACUCUACUCCAUUUCAACAUGUCUGGACGCGGCAAAGGUGGUGGCAAGGUCAAGGGAAAGUCAAAGACCCGUUCCAACAGGGCUGGACUCCAGUUCCCCGUCGGACGUAUCCACCGUCUAUUGAGGAAGGGAAACUACGCUGAGCGAGUAGGUGCCGGUGCUCCGGUUUACCUGGCCGCCGUCAUGGAGUACUUGGCCGCUGAAGUUCUUGAGUUGGCCGGUAACGCCGCUCGUGACAACAAGAAGACGAGGAUCAUUCCCCGUCACCUCCAGCUGGCCAUCCGCAACGACGAGGAGCUCAACAAAUUGCUCUCCGGUGUCACCAUUGCUCAGGGUGGUGUUCUGCCCAACAUCCAAGCUGUUCUUCUUCCCAAGAAGACCGAGAAGAGCUCUUAAAUAUUAUGCCUUGACAAUUUUAACACAACAUAU